ACCAGUAUCUGCAGAGGCACUGGCCGGCUGGGUGACUCCAGCUCUCUUUAGGUUCCUAAGCAUUUGCAGCCGUUUGCAUCCAGCCUGGAGUGAGUGUGCGUGCGCGCAGACUCGGGCGGCAGCUGGGUCGACACAGACCUAGAGAUUUGAAGAGGAGUGUGUGCGAGUGGUGUAGUGUGUGUGCCCGCUGCCGGCUCUCUCACCCAUCGCCAUGAUCCUGCCAUACCUCUUGGUGCUGGGAAAACUGAACGAAGUCAUGACAACAAUCCCUAUCGCACAGAAUUCUCAUUGUCCCGUUGGAUUUUUCCCCUGCGGGAAUAUCUCGUUGUGUCUGCCACAGUCCUUGCAUUGCAAUAAAGUUCAAGAUUGUGAAAAUGGAGCUGAUGAGGAAGACUGCGAUGAUAAUUCUGGUUUGGCAAACAUGUUUGAAACCUUUUUUACGCCAACUCACAUUGAAUUAUCAGAGGAUUGCUUACUUCAGCAUUUCCCGCAGAAGUGUGAUUGUCGAGGAACAGAAAUGGAAUGUGAUUAUAAGAACCUGAAUAAUGUGCCACAGGUUUCGGGGAAUGUGACAAUGCUGUCUCUGAAGAGCAAUAAAAUCAAAAGCCUACCCGCUGAUGCUUUCCUCACCUACUGUGACCUGCAGGAAUUAUACCUGCAGGAUAACCAAAUCCAAUCUAUCUCAAAAACUGCAUUUUGUGGACUUUACAAUCUCAGACGAUUGUACAUCAGUCACAAUCAUAUCACUUCAUUGAAGCCAAGACUAUUUCAAGACCUUCAUAACCUCGAAAUUCUAUUCCUUGAUGACAACUUAAUAUCAAGAAUCUCACCACGGUUAUUUAUUGGACUGAAAUCUCUGUGUAUUUUGUCAAUGGUAAACAAUUUAUUGGAAAACCUACCAAAGAGACCAAUAUGUGCUGAAAUCCCCGAAGUUUACUGGAUGGACUUUGACAGUAAUCGAAUCAAGUCAUUGAAUUAUUCAACCUUUGUGAAAUGUGAUAAGCUGGCUGUGCUGUACAUUCAGAGGAAUGAAAUUACUACUAUUUCCGAAAAGGCAUUUGCUCCAUUACAUAGUUUGAUAGAACUGGAGUUGUCAUCUAACAAGAUUCAGGAACUCCCCAAACAUCUAUUCAAAAAUAUUAAAUUACUGAUAAAAUUGAAUAUAUCUGACAAUCCCAUUAAUUUUGUACAUCCUGAACAGUUUGAAAAUCUCCAACAACUUCAAUCUCUUGGUAUUGAAGGAAUAGAAAUUGCAAACAUAGAAAGCAGAAUGUUUAAUCCAAUGACAAAUUUAGAACAUAUAUAUUUUCAUAAAUUUCAGUACUGUGCGUAUUCUCCUCAUGUACGGAGUUGUAAACCAAACACAGACGGAAUAUCUUCCUUUGAAGAUCUACUAGCCAACAUCAUACUUCGAGUUUUUGUCUGGAUCAUAGCUUGUCUCACAUGUUUUGGAAACCUGUUUGUCAUUUUCAUGAGGUCACUUAUUCGAGCUGAAAAUAAGCUUCAUGCUAUGUCCAUAAAAAUUUUAUGCUGUGCUGAUUGCCUGAUGGGAGUAUAUCUAUUCUUCGUUGGGAUCUUCGAUGUCAAGUAUCGUGGGGAGUACAACAAACAUGCACAUCGAUGGAUGGAGAGUGUCCAGUGCCGAAUGAUAGGAUUUUUGGCCAUGCUCUCCACAGAAGUUUCAGUUUUGCUAUUGACAUACCUGAGUCUGGAGAAGUAUGUUGUCAUUGUCUUCCCAUUCAGUAACAUCAAACCAGGAAAGCAACAGACUUUGAUAAUAUUAACUACCAUUUGGCUUAUUGGAUUUAUUAUCGCUAUAAUUCCACUCUGGAAUGAAGAUACUUUUGGAAAUUACUAUGGAAGAAAUGGAGUUUGCUUUCCUCUUUAUGCAGACCAAAUUGAAACGGAUGCUGCAAAAGGCUAUUCGAUUGGCAUAUUCCUUGGUUUGAAUCUGAUUGCCUUCAUCAUAAUUGUCUUCUCUUACUUCAGCAUGUUUUAUUCUAUUCACAAAACUGGAAUCCAGACACCUGAAAUAAAAAGGCGCAUUCGAAGUGAAGUUGCAUUGGCUUACAGAUUUUUCUUCAUAGUGCUUUCUAAUGCCUUCUGCUGGAUCCCAAUUUUUCUCUUGCAAGUACUUUCACUGAUUCAGGUGGAGAUUCCAGGAGCAAUUACAUCAUGGGUGGUUAUAUUUAUACUUCCAAUAAACAGUGCCUUGAACCCAAUUCUCCAUACGCUCACAACCACUUUCUUCAGAGAAAAGAUGAAACUAUUUAUUUGCAAGCAUUCAAGUAAAGGAAAGAGCACAUGGACAGAGAGCUCUUCAAAACAGUCAACAUCAUCAGUUAAAUUUAGCUUUUUAAGAAGGAUAUCUGCUUUAGAAAACAUACUGACUUCAAGACAUCACUGACACGUUGGAACAUUCUUACCACUGAUUGUCGAAGUAUCGUUUACAAUGAAAGCAGGAGCUGUUGUUUGCCUUUGUUCUGAUAGCGUGCCUCAAAAAUUGUACAGUUUGAAGGAGGAAAAAGACUCUGGAAAUAACGUUACAGUUAUUGCCUGAAAAAGAAUUUGUGAAGCUUUAAAGACAACAUUGUUGUUUAGUAUUGCCACCUUCGGGAUAAAGAAAGUUCUACAGAGGAAGCAAGCAAAAAUGAAAAUAGUAAUUAACAAAAUUAAUGUUAAAUUUAAUUUUACUGUGCUUUGUUAUUUUAUGAAUUUCUUGUAGUGAAAAAGAAUGGGAAACCAAUGCCAAUUAUUCAAUUGUGAUAUGUUGCACCAGGUAAAUUGUUCAUUUAAAUGCUAUCAACAACUCUUAGACAUUACAGUCAACUAACUAUCUUUAGUUUCUUAACACAGAAAUAAAAGUCAGUAUUAAUACAGAAUAAAGUUUUUUGAAUGGAGACACAAAGAAUAGCAGAUGCUUGCAUCUUGUGCAAAAUCAAAGUGCUGGAGGAACUCAGCAUAAUAGACAGCAUCUGUGGAGGUAAUGAAAGCUUUCUGAACUGAACACAAAGUGCUGGAGUAAGUCGGCAGGUCAGGAGUGCUGGAAUGUGUGGAGUCACUCCACCACUUAUGAUCUAUGCAAGAUUCCAGUAUCUGCAGUUCCCUGUGUCUACAAAACGUUCUGAAUGUCUGGUAUAACCUUGUUGUAACAUUGGCCUCAAAUUAAUUGCCAAAGUAAAUAUUUACUUUAAAUAUUUUAUUUCAUCAAACCUUUUGCUUUUUUUGAAAUUAUUUCCCUAAGCUUUCCUAUUCUCUUUCUUAUAUUUACUUUUUCUACUCUUUUAUUUCUAAUAAACAUAUUAGUACAUUUUUUAUUCUUAAAGAAUGAUUUAAAUGGCUGCCUUUUUUUGUUUUCUUUGUUGUAUGGACUUGUUUUUUCUACAUGAUACACAUGAGAAAAGUUAAUGUUGGAUUGGAUGCAAAAUAUUUCCCAUUCAGCUUUAUUAGCCAUUUAAGGCAUUGAAGAUUUGUGCUUAAAAGUCCCAGAUUAUAAAUCAUAAACAUACACCAAAUUAUUUCAGCAAGUAACCUAAUGGUUGAAAAUAAUGGACAAUUUAGCUUAGAGUUUAGAGAUAUCGUGCAAAAUAAGGUCAUUCGGCCCACUGAGGCCAUGCCGACCAGCAAACACAUUAACACUAUCCUACACACACUAAGGACAAUUUACUAUUUUACCGAAGUCAAUUAACCAUAUAACCAUAUAACCAUAUAACAAUUACAGCACAGAAACAGGCCAUCUCGGCCCUUCAAGUCCGUGCCAAACACUUAUUUUCCCCUAGUCCCAUCUACCUGCACUCAGACCAUAACCCUCCAUUCCUUUCCCGUCCAUAUACCUAUCCAAUUUAUUUUUAAAUGAUAAAAUCGAACCUGCCUCCACCACUUCCACUGGAAGCUCAUUCCACACAGCUACCACUCUCUGAGUAAAGAAGUUCCCCCUCAUGUUACCCCUAAACUUAUGCCCCUUAAUUCUCAAGUCAUGUCCUCUUGUUUGAAUCUUCCCUACUCUCAGUGGGAAAAGCUUAUCCACGUCAACUCUGUCUAUCCCUCUCAUCAUUUUAGAGACCUCCAUCAAGUCCCCCCUUAACCUUCUGCACUCCAAAGAAUAAAGACCUAACUUGUUCAACCUUUCUCUGUAACGUAGUUGCUGAAACCCAGGCAACAUUCUAGUAAAUCUCCUCUGUACCCUCUCUAUUUUGUUGACAUCCUUCCUAUAAUUAGGCAACCAAAAUUGUACACCAUAGUCCAGAAUUGGCCUCACCAAUGUCUUGUACAAUUUUAACAUUACUUCCCAACUUCUAUACUCAAUUAACCUGCAUGUCUUUGGAGUGUGGGAAGAAACUGGAGACCCCGGUGAAAACCAAUACAGGUCACGGGGAGAACACACAAACUCCAUACGGACAGCACCCGUAAUGAGGAUCGAACCGGGGUCUCUGGAGCUGUCAGGCAGCAGCUCUACUGCUGUGCCACCAUGCCCUGCAAUUUUAUUGCAAGGGUCUUUUUUCAAAAAGCUGCAAAGGAUGAUAAUGCUAUAAGCAGCCAGAGUGAUGAUUCCCUUGUCAAUUAAAUGUGGUGAGAGAUUGAGAUUGAUUUUAUGUACAUAAUAUAUCUGUUACUACAUUUAAUUUACUACAUUUGCUUGCAAAGUUGCCCUGCUUUUACUGAGAGAAGGUGCUGUUGUUUGUUUCCUCAGGUCUUUAAACGGAUUGUAUUUGAGGUAAAAUGAGUUUGUUUUCUGCACAAUAGAUUGUUUGUGACGAUGCAUACUCCCUGGUCACUCAAGUUCUUUGACUGACCCAUUGCUGGCAAAAAAGACUUAGUU
This is a messenger RNA of Leucoraja erinaceus (little skate), 4819 nucleotides long. RefSeq names its product relaxin family peptide receptor 2b (gene rxfp2b). NCBI's taxonomy places the organism in Eukaryota, Metazoa, Chordata, Chondrichthyes, Rajiformes, Rajidae. Gene Ontology annotation, cellular component: membrane. The coding region runs from base 212 to 2407 and encodes 731 amino acids. The transcript is spliced from 18 exons. The record is from RefSeq and is a predicted model, not a curated record. Gene Ontology annotation, molecular function: G protein-coupled receptor activity; protein binding. Gene Ontology annotation, biological process: G protein-coupled receptor signaling pathway.